This is a messenger RNA of Penicillium nucicola, 735 nucleotides long. RefSeq lists its product as uncharacterized. The record is from RefSeq and is a predicted model, not a curated record. Bases 1 to 735 code for a protein of 244 amino acids. Lineage: Eukaryota; Fungi; Ascomycota; Eurotiomycetes; Eurotiales; Aspergillaceae. The transcript is spliced from 2 exons.
AUGGUCAUCGGACUCUUGGCUAUAACGGCCAUUCCGACGGUGACGGGUAUAUCCCUCGCGUCCAGCGAGCAGCGCAAAGCAAACCAACGCAAAGAAGAUAACCGGCGCAUGCUCAAGUUCAAUAUCGAAGCCGAAUGCGACGGUGAUACGGAUGAUGAUCGCGAGUUGAAUGGGAUGAGUUUGGUUGUUAGGAAUGAGAAGGUCUACCUUGCAGAUUCAAAUCCGUCCAAACGCUCCAUUCCAGCCUUCACAGCUCUGGCCUUUUAUAUUGAAUACCCAGAACUAGAUGAAACGAAGCAUCUAGAUCGGGGUUAUGGUCUUCCGACAUAUGUGCAGACUGAACCACCGUUGCUCAAUUGGAUCUAUGCCGAUAAUGAGACGUAUGAGCUGCGCUACGGGAAUCGGUCUACGAGUGUGGAGCAUCUGGUUGGACCAUGGGAUUGGGAUAAAGAGGAGAGAAUUAUUUCUCUGGAUAAAAAGAAGAAAGCCUUUUAUGCCGUUGAAGAGGAGGAAGGUGAAUGGGCGCUCUAUUUUGAUCGUGAUGGGGAUGAGUUGGAGGGGAUAUUGGAGGAGCAGGGAUUGUUGGAUUGUGCUUUUGUGCCUGUUACACUGAUUAGAAAGAUUGUUGAGGAAAAACCUUCUGCUGGUGAGCCGCCUCAGUCGCAGUCACAGUCCCAGCCUCAAGGUCAAGGUCAGGGACAGGCGCAGGGACAGAAUGGAAAGACUGGACAGUAA